Molecule: messenger RNA, 1184 nt
Organism: Pocillopora meandrina
Lineage: Eukaryota; Metazoa; Cnidaria; Anthozoa; Scleractinia; Pocilloporidae
Source: the annotation of a GenBank genome assembly
AUGAAGGUUUUUCACUACUGUGAUGCGACAGUGAUAGCUGCUAAGGAGCCAUUCCAAGUGGAACUUGUUGAAGGGAAGAAGUAUUCUUGGUGCAAGUGUGGACUAAGUAAAAAACAGGUAACUUCAUAUGCUUAUAAGGAUGAGCUCACAGUAAAUUGGCCAGUGUAAAGAAUUUUAAAGCUGACGCUCGAAACUGCACCUUUAAAACUAUUUAUGGUGGCCGAUUUAUGAUAUCAGUUGAUAAUACUUAACAACCCUUUUUUACCCUCCUACUGACACAGCACCACAGUGUCAUUGGAAACUUACCCCCUUUAUUCAUUUGAGCUCACAGUAGAUUAUUAUAACCUGAAAGAAACACUGUUUUGUUGAUACUGGGAUGUGAUUUUCUAACUAAGGAUUGACAUGAAAAGAGUUACUUACUGUGGCUGACAAUUUGACAGCCUCAGGGGAAGGUUUCAUCAAAAUAAGAUUGUGAGUCAUGACUGGACAAUGGCACUACAUGAUCAAAGAAUUUCUGUGUAGAAUUACCAAAAGUAACACCUAUGUUGUCUUCUGGGAUGUAUUGUAAUAACCCUACAUAUUGAAUUUGGGGUAUUCUCAAAGAGGUAUCUCACUUUUGCUUGUGACUUUAAAGGGUGCAUUAUGAAGGGAAACCCAAAGAAAUACUCUAAGUUAUUGUUUGAGGGUGGGAAGCCUUUCACACCUUUUUUGUAACAGAGCAGUUCGAACAGAUGGAUGAAGCAAUUUUUGGAGGAGGUGCUAUUGCAAGACAAGACUAAAUAAUUGUUGCAAAAGAUCUUAUAAAAAUUAUUAAAAGAUUUUGGAAAGCUUUCGUCCAAAGGAAAAGUUAAAAUGGUUAAAAUGAGUCACCAAUGUACAUUUAUCACCAAAUGGUAGUGAAAGAUGCAGGGAGGAGAGGACUUCAGAGCCGGUUGAAGAUCUGCUUGGCCAUUUAUUAAAAAAAAAAAAAAUGAAAAAAAAAAAGAAAGCUUUUUUUCAAGUUCUCGUAUUCCUUGCAGCCAUUCUGUGAUGGAAGGCAUAAAGUGACCCAAAUCAAGCCAGUCCGGUUUGUGGCAGAAGUAACCAGCUCUGAGAUCUUCCUGUGCGGAUGCAAGCAGACAGGUUCGCCACCAUUUUGUGACGGAACUCAUGCCACAGAAAAAGUCCAGUGUGCAAAUUUAUGA